AUGGCCGUGCCGCCGGACGUCAAGGAGCGCAAGCCGCCGCCCGCCAACGUCGUCGUCCUGGCCUUCGGGUCGCACGGCAUCCGCUACGGCUUCGCCGUGGACACCACGCCCAGGCGCCUGUUUCCGGCCGUCGCGUUUCCGCGCCGCCCCGAGGCCAUCGCGGAUCCCGCAAAGGCCCCCGUUUGUAUCCCCACCUUUCGCCGCCGCGCCCCGGAGGACGUGCAACGCGCCAGGGCCGUGUUUGCCGAAAUGCGCAACACCAUCGAGGUGGAGAUGGCCCUGAGAGAGAGGAGACGCGGAGGAGGCCGCCCCACCCCGUGGACAGUCGUCAUUGAACCCAUUUCUGCACCGCAACCUGCCGCAGAAGCCGAUCCUACCCCGACCGUCAAACAACCGCAUCCGAUUCAUGGUAGCAAGGUCUUGGUUGGCCGCGAUGUCGAGCUUCUUGUCCGCGACAAGGAAAAAGCAAAGCUGUACGAUAUCGUCUUUCCUAUCUGGGACGGCAAGGUUCUGUUUGAUUGCGGCGCACCGGCAAGUCUUAUCCGUAAGGCUUUAGACGCGCUGAUUGCUCACAUUGUAGAGCAGCUCGCUGCGAUUAGAAAGAAGGCAUCGGAGAACGCCAGGAAAAAGAAAAUGAACGGUGAUGUCCGCAUGGAGAACGGUGGUGAGGAGGUGAAGACUGAACAGCUCUUCACGAAAGAUGGCGUGGCCGGCACCUUUGUAGCACUAGUGGUGCCGGAGACGUCGCAGAGGAGGGAUACCGCAGAAAUUGUUGACGCCGUAUUUCGAGAACCCUCUCUACAGACUGCCGCUGUGUUCAUUCACCAAAGUGCUGUUUCUUGCGCUCUUGGUGCGGGGCUUGCGACGUGCGCCGUUGUUGACAUCGGGCACUCGGCUACCACCGUGGCUUGCGUUGAAGAUGGGCUAAUAUGCGGCGAAUCUCGCAUCCAUCUCAAUUACGGCUCGUGGCAUAUUCAGAACGCAUUCAACAUGCUUCUUACAGACUACUCAAACCUUCGAGAAGUCUUACAAAAGGAACCCGGUCCAAACGGAAGGGUGCUCACGGACGUCGAGAUUGCAGACGAUCAGGUCGUGAGUAUUGCCAAGAUUGCAGAGCAGACUGGUGGCUUUAACGUGGACGAGAAUGAUACUCUGACCGUGGCUAUGGUCAAGCUGCCAAGCGGACGGGCCAUCAGGGUGAAACUUGGAGUCGGCAUGCGAGCCCUCCCAUGUUAUGGGUUGAUAUAUCCGCGAACUCUAAGCUCUGCGUCCACGGUUAUGACGAUGCAGAAGAACAUCCCCAAACGCCGAGUUCAAGAAAUGAAUGCUGCGGACGAUAACUACGUCAGCGAUAUUUUCAACGACCUGCGCCGCUCGUUAAUUGCAACGAAUGCUCUAGCCAUCGGAACUUUUUCGAAUGACCCAGGGCACAUUGCUUCAUCUACAGUUGACCCACAAGAAGCCUCGAUAGUGGAUGCUAUUAUUUGGUCUGUGGCGAAGGCGGUUGAAGUGAAGCGACCUGAUCAACAGUCGAGAACAGCCGAGCAUUAUCGAAAAUACCUCAAUGCCAUCGUUCUUGCGGGCGGGGGCGCCUCUAUAGACGGAGUAGCUUUGGCACUGGAGGCCCGGAUCAAGAAAGGGUUCCUAGAUGCUGGACUGAAUGUUGCCGAUGUCACAGUAAUUGAUGGCGGAAAGGGAAAAGGAGAUGAGGAAUUGGCAGCUGCGGCAGCUGUGUUAGAGGAUGUCACAGCGGAGGGAGGACUGGUGGAUGAUACUGAUACAGCAAGUCUGCCGUGGAAAGGCGGGGCCGUCAUGGUUGAGGCUGAUGCUGUGAGUGAAUACUGGAUCUACAGACAUGAUUGGGAAGACCGCAAUGUGCGUGCUCUUCGUGAACGGGCGCCUUUCUACUGGUAA
Chondrus crispus (carragheen) is the source of this 1914-nucleotide messenger RNA. RefSeq lists its product as hypothetical. Gene Ontology annotation, cellular component: Ino80 complex. Lineage: Eukaryota; Rhodophyta; Florideophyceae; Gigartinales; Gigartinaceae. Gene Ontology annotation, biological process: double-strand break repair; regulation of DNA-templated transcription. The coding region runs from base 1 to 1914 and encodes 637 amino acids. The record is from RefSeq and is a predicted model, not a curated record. The transcript has a single exon.